Phyllostomus hastatus (greater spear-nosed bat) is the source of this 3174-nucleotide messenger RNA. RefSeq names its product cannabinoid receptor 2 (gene CNR2). The transcript is spliced from 4 exons. Gene Ontology annotation, molecular function: cannabinoid receptor activity. Lineage: Eukaryota; Metazoa; Chordata; Mammalia; Chiroptera; Phyllostomidae. Gene Ontology annotation, biological process: cannabinoid signaling pathway. The record is from RefSeq and is a predicted model, not a curated record. Bases 938 to 2092 code for a protein of 384 amino acids. Gene Ontology annotation, cellular component: membrane.
CUUUGGCUGGGUCGUGCGCUCCCCAGGCCCCAAAGUGCCCACCACUCCCGCUGGCCCUACACCAGCAUCCUUCAGCCGUUCACGCCAUCCGCCCGGCACCCGCAGUCGUCUGGAUUCCGAAGCUCUGGUCUGGCGGGGAAGAGGCGGUGGAGUGGAAUGUCCUCUCAGGUGAUCUGCAUACGGCUGGCACGGCGUCCCCAUUUCACACACGCAGAAAGUAAGGUUUAGGGAGCUUCAGUGACCUGCUUGAGGGCAUUACAUCUGGGCUGGACUGGAGCCCAAAUCGCUGGACUCCAGGGCGCACAGCCCAGCCCCACCCUCAGAGUUCCUCCUGAGAAACAGCUCCACUGCCCUGGCAAGAACCUUGUGGCCAUGGGGACCCAGAGGGGAAGUGGUGACAGGGACGGAAGACCAGACCUCCCCCAGGCUCACUCAUCCGUGAUGUGAGAGAGAACAAAAGCAAGAGAAAGCUGGUUGAGGGGCAGCAGCCGACAGCUCUGAUUGGGACCCAGGGCCGCAUCUCAAACACCAGGUCACCGGGUCUCCUCGGCUCCUGGCAGGCUCGGGCGCUCAGCCGCAGAAUCUGAGAAAAGAAAGACCCAGAGAGGUGAAGGGACCUGCCCAAAGUCACUCCGUAGCAGAACAGGGACUGAAAAGCCGGCCUCCGCAUUCACCGUCAGAGGGUAUCAGGUCACAGAAUGUUCCUGCAUGCCUCAGUGGCUCUUAAUAUUUGGCCCUGCAGUGCCGUGGCACACUGAUGAAAAUGCCUGAGCCCUUUCCACCUAACAAAUGCACGGAAAUAAAGUCUUACAUGCACUUUGGAAGAGACUGCCGUCCCGUCGCAGCCUACCUGUGCACUGGGUUACAAAGCCUUGGUGGAAGAACAGGACAGUAAAGACUCCUUGGCAAGCCCAGCAGAAUCUGAAGGACUCGCUCCAUGGAGAGCUGCUCAGCGACGAAGGCAGCCAACAGCUCCAAGAACGGCUCGGACUUCAACCCCAUGAAGGAUUACAUGAUUCUGAGCAGACAGCAACAGAUCGCCGUCGCGGUGCUGUGCACCCCCCUGGGCCUGCUGAGCGCCCUGGAGAACCUGGCUGUGCUCUACCUGAUCCUGUCCUCCCGCCGGCUCCGCAGGAAGCCCUCAUACCUGUUCAUUAGCAGUUUGGCUGGGGCUGACUUCCUGGCCAGUGUGGUCUUUGCCUGUAACUUUGUGAAUUUCCACGUCUUUCAAGGCAUGGAUUCCAAGGCUGUCUUUCUGCUGAAGAUCGGGAGCGUGACCAUGACCUUCACAGCCUCUGUAGGCAGCCUGCUGCUGACCGCCAUUGACCGCUACUUCUGUCUGCAUGACCCACCUGCAUACAAAGCCCUAGUCACCCGUGGGAGGGCACUGGUGACCCUGGGCAUCAUGUGGGUCUUCUCAGCACUGGUCUCCUACCUGCCCCUCAUGGGGUGGACUUGCUGUCCCAGUCCCUGCUCUGAGCUUUUCCCUCUGAUCCCCAAUAACUAUCUGCUGGGCUGGCUCCUGUUCAUCGCCUUCCUCUUCUCUGGCAUCUUCUAUACCUAUGGGCACGUCCUCUGGAAGGCCCAUCAUCACGUAGCCAGCCUGGCUGAGCACCAGGAUAGGCAGGGGUCAAGAAUGGAUGGGAUGAGGCUGGAUAUGAGAUUGGCCAAGACGCUGGGGGUGGUGCUGGCCGUUCUUUUCAUAUGCUGGUUCCCAGCACUAACCCUCAUGGCCUACAGUCUGGCCAGCACUCUAAGUGACGAGGUCAAGAAGGUCUUUGCCUUUUGUUCCUUGCUUUGCCUUGUCAACUCCCUGGUCAACCCCAUCAUCUAUGCCCUGCGGAGUAAGGAGAUCCGUUCCUCUGCCUGCCACUGCCUGGCCUACUGGAAGAAGCACCUGACAGGCCACAGGAUGGAAGAAAAAGAGGUCUCAAGGUACUCAGUCACUGACACAGAGGCUGAUAUGAAAAACACCCCGUGGUCAGAUUCUAGGGUUCUGUCUUCUCUGGUUGCUGAUGAGGCCUCUUUCAUAGUUUUGAACAAAUCAGGUCAGAAAUCAUUUCACUCCCUGGAAGAGAGAGAGCAGUCUUAACCCUCUCAUCUCACUGGAACCAGUCCCAGAGGCCUGAACACUUAAACUUCUUUGCUGGUGAGUGUUGGCACCAACCCCUGGAGGGUAGCCUGGUCAUGCCUGUCUGUGCACAGUCUGCUGGACAGCUAUGUCCUGUGAGGAGUGGCUCGGUGGACAGGAGGACAGACGCCUGGUACAGGCUCAGUGCACAUCAGGUCAGGAAAGUCUUCUCAACAAGAUGGCCGAGUGCCCACAUUCUCCAGAGACCACAAGACCCAGAGGGAGCCUUGAAGCUCAGCAAUGAGGGGCUCGGAGAAAAUUUGAGAAGAAUGGCUUAUUCUCCUGGGAUCUCAGGGUAUGGAUGGAUGGAUGGCCAGCUCUUGUUCCUGCUUAGUUGUCGGGGCCUUCUUGGUUGUGGGUCACCCUUGUCCACCGGGGACCUUUUUAGGUCACCCUACCCUACUGAGGACCAAAAACCGUGAUGUGAUGAAAACUACGGGUGUUGGUCCACCUCGUUCAGAAGUAACCGAUAGCCCUCCAGUUAAAGGCGUCUUGUUAUUAGGGUGAUCGCCCUUCUCGACCACUGAUAAUCCCCACUCACAGCUGUGUGACCCCUUAGGUCUCUGGGGAAUAUGGAGGCUGGGAUCACUGUAGACAGAAUCUUCAGAGAAUGUUAUUGGCCAUGUGAAGUGCUAUUUGGUGGCACCACUGGAAGCAGGCAAUGUCCCAGUCUAACCCACCUCCAAGAAAAGGAAGACAUUCACAAAGAUUUUAUACAUCCCUCAACUCACUCUCAUUUCAAGCCUUUUGUCUCCUCCAUGCCUCUAGGACAAAUAAGAAACAGAGCAAGGAGGAAGGGGGGGAGUUCCUUUACUAUGUGCUAAGCACAGGGCUGACAGCCCAUGCUCCAUUAUCUCCAGAAAGAUUACAGCCCCAGUGCUUUUGAAGAUCCCAGGACACUGUAUUUUACAUAUCAGGGAGGCCUCAAAACAGUAGGCAAGAGAAAUUGUUGGUGGCGGCCAGAUUGCGGGAAUUCUAAUGCAAUUAUUUGGGACCAAAGACAGAAUAAAAAGAAAGAAAUGAUUAAAUACAUCUUCAUUUAA